This is a messenger RNA of Psylliodes chrysocephalus, 1898 nucleotides long. Lineage: Eukaryota; Metazoa; Arthropoda; Insecta; Coleoptera; Chrysomelidae. The record is from the annotation of a GenBank genome assembly.
GUGGUUUGUGUUCUGUCGUUUAGUGUAGCGGCGUCAGCAAAGUAUAAAUUAUAAAUAAAGCGAGCGGUUAUUUAAUUAAUUAACAAGCACUUUUAUUAUCAGAAACUGUUAUAAUUAUAUAAUUGGAUUUUAGAUUAAAAUGGGUGACAGAAGGCGAGAUUCUGUGUCAGAUGACGAAGUCCCAUACUCUCGUUUAUUCAUAGUUGGACCUAAAACUUUACAAGAAGAUGAAGUAAGAAAUGAAUUUAAAGAGUUUGGCAACAUUAGAGACAUUAAAAUUGUUAAAGAUCGAACCACAGGAGAAAAUAAAGGAAUAUAUUAUGUACGAUAUACCAAAACAUCGCAUGCAGCUAAAGCUCUUGAAGAAAUGAAAGGAAAAAAUAUAGGAGGUAGUAAUAUCAAAGUUAUGAUUGCUUCAAGUCGUCAACAGGGCUCAGUUAGAGAUGAUAAUGAAGAGGACCAUGUUAAAAGGUUGUUUGUGGUGGUGCCUAAAACAGCUGUUGAAAAUGAACUCUAUGAUUAUUUUAAGCUGUUUGGUGAACUUGCUUACAUCAGCAUUAUAAAAAAUAAAGAAACUAAACAGAGCAAAGGAUUCGCUUAUGUUAAAUACAAUAAGUUUUCCGAUGCGGCUAAGGCUUACGAAGAGUGCGAGAGGAAAUUCAAACCUAAAUUUGCGGAACCCAAGAGACCGUCUGACGAUUUUGCUAACAGUUACAACAAAAAUUCAUACCAUUCCGCACCACAGGAUCCGCCUUAUAGAUCGUCCAUGAACGACGGUGGUCCUAGACACUCAUCUCCUUUUUUCAAGGAGGACGGAGUCUAUAAGCUGUCGGUGGUCGCUAGUCCUGCUGUUAAUCAAGAUCAGAUGUGGAAAUUGUUCGAUAUUGUGCCUAGCCUCGACUUCUGCCAAAUCCGCUACGACCAUGGUCACAGACAACGAGCGCCGCAAAAUAAUUUCGAAGUCGUCUACACCAACUCCGAGUGGGCGAUGUACGCCGUGGAAAAAUUCCACGGUUUCGAGUACCCACCAGGUCAACGAUUGAUUGUGAAAUUAGAAAACCAACAGAGUUCAAUGGGCGGCGGUACAAUGCCCGUUAAACGAUCUGCCGCGUCGCUUGGGGAACCUUCCGGGAUAGGUAGUCCCAAUAAACCGGAUCUUAUGCAAUUGGCGGAGACUAUUGCUCAAGCUAGUUCGUUGAUCAAAGCAGCAGGCUUGAAUCCAGAUUUACUCCAACCUAAACUGGGUAGAAGCGAUCCCAUAAACGAAGAAGGUUAUUGCAGCGUGCCUUUACCAGAGGCCAAACCGCUUCUUCAUAUCGACACCAAAACUGAAGCCAGGUGCUUUGUAAUCUGUUUCCCGCAGACGCUCUCUCCGGGCGUGUUGAAGGACAUUUUCUGUAGAUUUGGAAGUCUGAUCGAUGUUUACAUGUUGCAUAACAAAAAUUGCGGUUAUGCCAAGUACGCUUCGAAGGAAUCCGCCGAAGCGGCCAUCAAGACUCUACACGGAGCGGAGGUUCUUGGGACGCGCCUUAAAGUAUUUGAAGCAGAAGAAAGACCUGAUAAAAGGCAAAGAUUAGACGCAGAUGGUAACUAAGUGAUGAAACCGACAUAACUGAGCUGACUAGACUUAGUACCAACAAGAACAACAUUAUAAACCUUAGAAGUUAACAAAGACCCAAAUGUUAUCGUGUAAACUACAGCACACUUGAAUUAAUACCUACAUUACGUUAUUUUUUUUUUCAAAGACUGGACGGAUCACUAAUAACCAUACACUGAAAAAAACAGUUACUUUACUUUGAGUUUUUGAUUAGGACUAUUUUGUUUUACGUUAUAAGGUUUUCUCGAUUUGUUUAUGUUUGUAGUGGGGCAAAUUUUAAAUAAAGAUUUUUGUGACUUAA